AUGACGCCCAGCUCCAUCAGCACUUUCAAAGAGCUAAGCACUCAGUUUACCGCACACUUCAUCGGGGGACAUAGGUAUAAAAGGUCUACGGCUUGCUUGAUGAACAUCAAGCAGCGAGAGGACGAGAUGCUAAGAUCCUACAUAUCCCGCUUCAAUAAGGAAGCACUCUUGAUUGACGAAGCCGACGACAAGAUACUUGUAGCAGCAUUCACGAAUGGGCUACGAAAGGGAAAGUUUUUGUUCUCCCUAUACAAGAACAACUUGAAGACCAUGUCAGAAGUACUUUAUAGGGCCACCAAGUACAUGAAUGCUGAAGACGCGCUGCUAGCUCGAGAGGAAAAGAAAAGGGAGAGACAAGAAGACACACGGCAAGACCAAGGGCGGAAGAAGGACGAGGAGGCCCUGACCUACCCUGGAAAGCUGAAGGGAGAUCCUAACAAGUAA
Molecule: messenger RNA, 444 nt
Organism: Quercus lobata
Lineage: Eukaryota; Viridiplantae; Streptophyta; Magnoliopsida; Fagales; Fagaceae
Exons: 2
Coding region: 1-444 (147 amino acids)
Source: RefSeq, a predicted model, not a curated record